Molecule: messenger RNA, 2730 nt
Organism: Micropterus salmoides (largemouth bass)
Lineage: Eukaryota; Metazoa; Chordata; Actinopteri; Centrarchiformes; Centrarchidae
Product: membrane-associated guanylate kinase, WW and PDZ domain-containing protein 1-like
Exons: 8
Coding region: 1-2115 (704 amino acids)
Biological process (GO): signal transduction
Cellular component (GO): cytoplasm
Molecular function (GO): protein binding
Source: RefSeq, a predicted model, not a curated record
AUGGCGGUGUGGGUGACGUCACACUUUGACGUCGGGUUGGCAGAGGGCGGAAUAACGGCAAGCCCCGCCUUUACGAUUACCGCUCACGGUGCAAUCUGUGUUGGCCCGAACGGUCUGAAAGCCAUCGAUGGAGACAUUGUGGUCAACAAUAUCCGAGUCUGUCUGUCUGUGGGCCUGGGCGACCCGGUCGGCUUCAGUGUGAUCAGCUGGUCCCCGGGUGUAAACAAAGCGGCCAUUAAGUUGCUGUGCAACGCCGUCAUUAACAGCAGCCUGGAGGAACUGGCCUCUGACCAGGAGGAAAGACUAGUGUUCACCAUGAAGUGCUACCACAUACAGGUUCCUGCCUUUUGGUCUAGACUGAAAUAUCUCAACAACUAUUACUUUUUUUCUUUUCACUCUCCCUCAGAGUCAUCAAAUGCAUCUUUGUUGACCAAUGCGGAGAAGAUCGCCACUAUAACCACCACUCACACACCUCAGCAACAGGCUGCACCUGAGGCCAGGCUCAACACCAAACCAAAACAGGAAUCGUUUGAAUUUAAAGCCCCGCAAGCCCCUCCUCCCCAACCCCCAACACAGCAAGUCUCACCUCAGGAUGCUGAGUUCUACUCAGUGGACCUGGAGCGAGACAACAAAGGCUUUGGCUUCAGCCUGCGGGGAGGAAGAGAAUACAACAUGGACCUGUACGUGCUGAGGCUUGCUGAGGACGGAGCAGCUGUCCGCAACGGAAAUAUGAGGGUCGGCGAUGAAAUCCUUGAGAUCAAUGGCGAGAGCACCAAGGGCAUGAAGCACGCGCGGGCCAUUGAGCUCAUCAAGAGUGGAGGCCGGAACGCCCAUCUGGUGCUCAAGAGGGGUGAUGGCUCUGUGCCUGAAUAUGACGGCAGCCCCGACAACAGCAUCGCAGCCAACCCAGCCUCAGGGUUACAAAACGCUGCGGAAGUGAGCGCCAUGCCCUCAACCAACGCGCCAUUGGAGUCAAGCUACCCACCAGAACCCCAACAAUCAUCCCGGAGCAAGAAGGAGCCGACCCGCCACUCUACCGGCACCGGCAAGCACCAUCAUUCCAACCACCGCCACCGCUCUCCCAAUAAGAGAAAACACAAGGGGAGAAAGUCCACAGGGACGGACAAGUCCAAGGAUGGCAAGGGAAGUGACGGCCACCGUCACCAUUCUAGCGGGCACCGCCGCCGCCGCCACCGUUCGCCUGACAAGGGGCACGGCCGGUCACGCAGUGCAGAAAACACCCUGGAUGGCCAUCACAGACAACACCGUCACGGCCGCUCACCUGAGAGACACCACGGUCAACACUCCUCCUCUCAUAACCGCCACCGCUCGCCCUACCGCUCUCCUUACCGCUCACGCCACCGUUCGCCUCACCGCUCGCCUCACCGCCACAGGUCCCCCCAUCGCUCUCGGUACCACUCCCCCACCAGACGUCACGCCCACUCAUCAGACCCCUACCGCCGGUACACCUCCCCAGAGAGACAGACCCGCAGCAUGGAGAAGCCCAACGGGGAUGAGGCCGUAUUGAAGGAGCCACCCAAGACUCCUGAACUCAGCCUCCCUUCUGAGGACAGCAUCCUCCGUGAGCCCCCAGCCCUGGACCGCCUGAACAGGGAGGCCACAUUUUCAACGCUGCACAGGGAGGAGCGCCUGCAUGGGGAGGACAGUCUGCUGAUGAAAGCCUACACCAUGGAGACAGCCUACAGGGGGAACGGCCUGCUGAGUGACCUGGCAUCCCGCAACCAGAGAGACGCCUACAGAGACAUCACCUUGCCCAGAGUGCGCACCCCUGACUCCGAUUCAGCCUAUAAGAAGUACAGCUCGUUGUUGAGGGGGCGCUCACCUGAGAGGACGGUGAGGGAUGGGCGCUACGCCAGUCGAGGUAGUACCCCCGAGCCACAGUACCGUACACGCAGCCUUGGACGAGAUAUUUCCCCAGUCAGGAGCUCCAGAAGGGAUGACUCGGAGGACGAAGAGGACGAUGACUAUUUGGUAGAGGCUAAGGUGAGAGAGUACUUCAGGGCGCUCAAGACCGACACCAGUCGCUCAUCCAAGCCAACGCUCCCUGAGCCCAAGAAGACCUACAAGGAUAACCCCAAAGACCUGAGCAUCUGACUGGACGGCUGACAGCCAAUCACAGCCUCUAUCCACAAAACACCUCAAGUACUCACUCCCAUUACCACUUGGUUCUACAGAAAUGCACCCAGUUAGAUACACAGAGAUACACACACUAGACAUAAAACAUACACGCAUACACACACACUUAACAAUGUUGAGUUACUAACAAACAUUGAUUCCAAAACGACUUUUAAGUGUUUGUUUUUUUUUGUUUGUUUUUUAUUGUAUGUUUCUUUUUUUCUUCUUCUUGUUUUUGGUUAAGCAUUCUACAUUUACAGUAACUCAGACUUUUCCAGAAAAUGUAAAACCAUAAAAAACAAUGAUGUGCCUAACAGUUCCAUUAAUGAGCGACAUUUUGUUUUUGAUUUGAUAUGUGACUGGCAUUUUGUGCCGCACUGUCAGAUGAUGAAAUGUAUGUACUUUUCCACGAGGAUCCCAUGGAAGUACCGAGCACCUGGAUCACCGGUGCUCACGAUGAUGCUGUGCAUGUCUUUACCGGAUUCAAUGUUUCUCUCUCUCUCUCUCUCUCUCUCUCUCUCUCUCUCUCUCUCUCUCUCUCUCUCUCUCUCUCUCUCUCUCUCUCUCUCUCUCUCUCUCUCUCUCUCUCUCUCU